Colletotrichum spaethianum is the source of this 483-nucleotide messenger RNA. RefSeq lists its product as uncharacterized. Gene Ontology annotation, cellular component: trans-Golgi network. Lineage: Eukaryota; Fungi; Ascomycota; Sordariomycetes; Glomerellales; Glomerellaceae. The transcript is spliced from 2 exons. Bases 1 to 483 code for a protein of 160 amino acids. The record is from RefSeq and is a predicted model, not a curated record.
AUGGACAACGAACAUCAAGCGCAGCACAGCGAACAGUCGCACCUUCCUCCCCACAUCGAGCGCUCCCAGUCGAGUUCGUCCUCGUCUUCUGUCGACCACGAGCACGACGAGCACCAGAUCCACCAGCCGACGCCCAUCCGCCCUCGUUUACCCAGCCGGAAGAGCAGUGGACCUCUAGUCGUGCCCCGAGACAGCUCGGCUGUCGGCCCCAUCGAUGCCGAGUUUGGACCUGACGAUGUGAGGGCGAUGAGCCCGCGGAGGACCAGCGAGGACAUUGAAGCACUUGGCAGAGAAGCCCGGGAAGAAUUGAAGAGACACGCGAAGGCCCUUCAGGACUCUCUCCUGACUAUUUUCAACCGCAUCGAGGCCGUCAGAGAAGAACACGACAAGCUGGAUAACAACAACAAGUUCCUUCAGAAGUACAUUGGCGACCUCAUGACCACGAGUAAAAUCACUGCGGCCCCCAGCAAGGGCAAGAAAUGA